Dalotia coriaria is the source of this 2975-nucleotide messenger RNA. RefSeq lists its product as uncharacterized. The transcript has 4 exons. Gene Ontology annotation, cellular component: extracellular region. NCBI's taxonomy places the organism in Eukaryota, Metazoa, Arthropoda, Insecta, Coleoptera, Staphylinidae. The coding region runs from base 805 to 2601 and encodes 598 amino acids. The record is from RefSeq and is a predicted model, not a curated record.
CGCGCUGGAACGGAAACGAGGAGAAACUUUUGUGGGCGCACUUAGGGGGGUGUAAUUUCCGAUGAAUAUUUUUAUCCUCGGCCUUGUCCUUGCACUUGAACGAUUAUAUGCGAAUAAUCAACGCAUGCAAUGCGCCGGAACCGGCGGCGUGCCCACAAUCAAUUCGAUUGUCGCUGCCGCCGCAACUCGUAACUAUUCGUGAUGUAAUCCAAUAAAAAAAAAACUAUACACUUAGCGCGUUGUUGUAAUUUCAUUUUCAGAACAUUGCCGAUAAACACAGUUUCGUGUCAACUGCAAACAACGUUUCGUAAUCGGAGGUUUUUUUCUACGCUGGUCGAUGACGAAACGGCAUUGUUUGUUUAUUUGUUCGCGCUGUUCGGCGAUGUCGCACACACCACGUACCUAGAUUUAAUUCAUACGUCUAUGGUUCGUGCCGGUAAAUAUACGUGCCACAAUUUUAAGGUCAUUCGAUGAUAACAGCGCACAAUUAAUGUGCGAUGGUGCAUUGCACGGCGGACUUUUGUCAGAUUCGUCAGCAUCGAUCCGUACAAUUGCUCGGAAUCAGUUGGAAGGUAGCUGGCGGUGGCGUGUCAAAUAUUUCCUGAUCUGAUUUUAAAAGUGUAGUAAUCGAUUGGUGACGCACGGCGCAUGAUCAAGCGCGCACGCGGCGGCAACAUCACCCCUGCGCGUUUCUGAGGGGCGGCAUAAAGAAAACACCGUCGGUGGACGCCGCCUCACAUCUGUACCGCCGGCUUUUGUGAUGGGUUCUUCGCUUGCUUGCGGUUUACUUCUGACGAAAUAAAGAUGACUACGAAAUCACCGAGAAAGUCAAACUUUCCCGGCUCGUUGACUGACCUGCACCGGUUUCGACGCACUGCACACGGUCAUGAUGGAUCCAGCAGGAUUGUCAUGGUGCGCAAAACCGAUCAGAGGACAUUUGCGUCCAUACAGAACGGAAAGGAACCUAUGUUGGAAACUGUUACGAGGGAAACCAUUGAGACUUUUAGGGGACAACGCACUGCUUGCAAGAUUACCACUGAGAAGAAGAAUAGAGAGGAGACGGUACCGCCUGAUUUGGUGGAGACCUUAGCUGAGAAAGCGGAUAGGUCCAGGCGGGGUACCCCAGUAAAAACUUCAAAAAAUUUACAGGCUAAAACUCUCGAACAAUUUCAAACCGAAUGUCUACAAGAUCAUAACAUGUACAGACGGAGACAUGGUGUGACGCCUUUGAAAUUGAACAAACAAAUGUGUAAGAGCUGCCUAGAUCAUGCUACUUUUUUGCUCAAAAAGAAUAAUCUACAACACAGCAGCAACAAGAAAUACGGUGAAAAUAUCUACUUUAUUUCGUCACCGUCCCUCAAUCCGAAUACUGAUAUCAAAGGAAGUGAGCCGGUUGACAUGUGGUACCGCGAAGUGAAGAAGCAUGACUUUACCAAGGAACCAACACUUCUAUCAACGGGACAUUUUACGCAAGUAGUAUGGAAGGAGAGCCAAGAACUUGGCGUGGCGUUUGUUGCCGCGAAGGGUAAACUCGUCGUUGUCGCACAGUAUUAUCCUCCGGGGAAUAUCAUUGGGUCGUUUGUCGAAAACGUCCCACCACUUGUGACGAACAUUAACAACAACAAUUGCAUAUCGACGCUGAACAUUUCCAAGACGGCGAAGAGUAGCUUCAAUGCCGCCAUUUUAGACGCACAUAAUAAAUAUCGCAUGUUACAUGGCGCACGCCCGCUUGAGUUGGACGCUAACUUGUGUAGGUUUAGCGAAGAAUGGGCAAAGAUGUGUGCUGAACGUGGUAUAAUGGAACAUCGCAAGAAUAAUCCCUAUGGUGAGAAUAUUUUCUGUAUUCAUAAUGCCGAUCCGAACUUUGUCAUCUCUGGUAACAUGCCGGUGGACUCCUGGUAUGAGGAGCACCAGGCGCAUCCUUUUGGUCGUGAACCUAGCAAUUUAUCCACGGGACAUUUUUCACAAGUUGUGUGGAAAACCAGUGAAAAACUGGGCGUUGGCGUUGCCACCCGCAAUGGCUAUACGUAUAUUGUGGCAAAUUACAGCCCGGCUGGUAAUUUCGUCGGCCAUUUUGCGGAGAGUGUUCUCCCAGCUGGUAGUCUUGCGACUCCGGAUCAGGAGCGAGUUAGUUUUGGGGAUGAAAUUGGUUUUGAUCAGUUUCAACUUGAAGCGCUCAAGUAUCACAAUGAAUAUCGCAAGAAACACAAUGCUCCGCCGUUGACAUUGAAUAAACAAUUGAGUAUUUUCGCUCUGGAGUGGGCGCAACACUGUGCGUUUCAUGGAAUGUCGCAUCGGCCGAAAAACGAAUAUGGUGAGAAUACCUACAUGGUGUAUUCGUCUGAUUUUAGCUUUACGCCAUGCGCCAAAGAUGUAGUCAGUACGUGGUACGCACAAAAACGGCAUCAUAUCUUUGGCUUGGAGUGCGUGAAUAUGAACACGCUGCAUUUCACGCAGUUGGUGUGGAAGGAAACCAGUGAAAUGGGUAUUGCUCUGGCGAAAAACAGCAAAGGUGAGACGUACGUGGUCGCCAAUUAUAAUCCUAGGGGCAAUGUGGUUGGGCACUUCAAUGAAAAUGUACUGAAGGCCAAGGUUGUUUGACGAUUACCUAAACGGGGAAUUAAGUCGAGCGAGAGGUAGAUUGGGACUUAAUAGAUUGAAGAGUGAGCACCAAGACGGGUAUGAAUCUAACAGGUGAUAUUUGCCGUGCCAGUAUUUGAUAUGUACAUCAAGAAAUGUUUCUUGUUCGCGGAUUUGACUUUCGAAUUGUCGUUUCAUAUAUUGUAGGCAAUUUUGAUCACAUUUUAUCCAACUAACAAAUUAUUGUGGGGUAGGUAGUUUGAUCAUUGUAAAUCCAAUCCUUCCAUGGUUGAUUAACCAUCUUGUUACUUGAACUAUACUAAUUAACAUGUUAUGUAUUUAUACAUAUAUUAAUAAUUUUCACAACAUAAAUACAAUGACAUAGUUCAAAAUAA